This is a messenger RNA of Suillus subaureus, 926 nucleotides long. RefSeq lists its product as uncharacterized. The coding region runs from base 157 to 765 and encodes 202 amino acids. The record is from RefSeq and is a predicted model, not a curated record. Lineage: Eukaryota; Fungi; Basidiomycota; Agaricomycetes; Boletales; Suillaceae. The transcript is spliced from 7 exons.
GGAUUCCGGUCUUAUCCGUGAAAGUUCACACCACCUCAGCGUCACAUAAGCCGUCCGAGUCCGCUUGUUCACGCGUCAAGUUUCCUUUGCUUGUGUCGCACAACUUGAUACUGCAUAGAGUCCUGACACCGUAUAGCUACGGUUUGCCUCGCUAAAAUGUCUCGUCCUGUCCAGCGUGCCUUCUCCUUCCUCCGUUCCGGAAUGAGAGUGAACCACAACGUACGCUCAUCGUUUGCGACAUUUAGCAGACGUACGAUGGCUUCGACUGCCUCGCAUGCAUCUCAUGGCAGCUACGGGAGUGAUACGCCAUGGAUGAUUGGCUCGGCUUUGGUAUUUGGUCCCGUGAUGCUCUAUCUCUUAUCACCAUCUGCGCGUAAGACUAGCCAUUCCCAUGAGGCGGAGCACAGUCAUAGCGCACACCGGAGUGAUGCUAGUCAUCAUGCCGAACCGCACCCUGCUGCAGAGACUCCUGGAAUGAAAGAUGAUGAGGGUACUGAGGUGUCUAGUGAGGAGAUCAAGCAGUCGAUGGAGCAGGCAUUCGACGCUCAGGAGCAUGAGGAAGCUGUCGCUAAAGAAGCGGAGACUUCCGCAGAAUCGAGCGAAACUGUUUCCCAGGAGGGUGUAGAUUCUGCUCCCUCAGAGGCUAAUUCAACGCCAUCCGAGGAGGAGAAACAAGAGGUUGCACUAGAAGUUGCUCAACCUGAGUCUCCAGCAGAUACUGAGGCAAGCGAAGCUAGCCAGGAAGCUACUAAAGACAUUAAGUGAUGGUCUUAAAAUCUACUAUAGAGCUGCGUCUACUUAUUUAGUAUUUACAUAGUAAGUAGUUUGUGCGUCACCUUACAGCGCAUCCAAAAGUCAUGUUACUUUCCUGCAUAACAUCCCUGAAUGACCCGAGCGAUGAUGGUCUUAAAGUGUCGUGACUUGGG